AUGAAGCCUACAAAGCCAUUCUUCCGACGGGUGGUUGCCGUGUGCUGCUUUUUUCUCACGUUGAUAUGCAAGGGCUAUGCCUUUUCCUUUCCACUGAUGCAUCCUAAAGGUAGUCGCGUAUUGUGUCUCUAUCGCCGCAAUAUUGUGGGACUUGGUAUUGCUCUAGAUGAGUCGUCUACACAAUGUGAACUAUGUGCCUACGACAAGGCAUUUGAAGUGGGGUCAUCAUUGCUGGAUGCUUUCGCGAAUGGUCAAGUCUCCGAGGACGUUGCCUUGCCAGGUAUACGCAUGACUUCGAUACCGCCUGAGACUAACAGAAUACUGCAAGAAAUUGAACAAGUUCAAGACUUGGUGAUGGACGAAGCAUUCCAAGUUUCGUUUGAGAAGGAGGAGGAGUCCUACUAUUAUUCCCUGCCACCACCAUAUCUAUCAAAUUCUUCCACCUCGUCGUCAUCUCGCUGGGUUCAAGUUUUGCCAGAGUUGCAAGAUUUGUUCACAGAAGCCUUUCAAGCGGUAGUAGAAUCGCAUCGAUUAUUGAACGAAAGUUCCGGCGUCCAACUAAGUCCCUACGAUCUUUUUCAUGGACACCUCUUUCGACGAUCCACCUAUCACCAGAAGGGCACUGUCCUCUACUCCAAAAACGAGACUCACAUCCAAUCAUUCAAGAAUCAAGAAGAUGAACAGAUCGAAAUAGGUUCACCUCACCACCAGCUCGGGAUUUUGUUUCACUGCUGCGAGUAUCCAGCAAUGGACAACCCACAGGGUAUCCUAGAGGGAAUUCCGUUGGGAAAUGAUCAAGUUGGAUCGACUUGUCAGCCAACCUUGGAGGAAUGGAAGUUUCGCAAUGUGCUGUGGUUGGCAGGGUGGCAGAAUAUCGACGGUAGACAACAAAGAGAAGAAUCAUCAUCAUCAUCAUCAUUAUCCCUUCAGCAACCACCGAAUAUGUGGUUAUUGAAUGGAAGUGCACCCGAAAUCUCUCAGUUGCAAAUGGAUGGAUCCGAGUUUGGUCCGCAGUCUCCCAAUACGGUGUGGGAAGGCUUUCUAGUGGCUAAUAAAAAGAUUACCGCGACGGAUGCGAGGAAUGGCAAUAAUGGCGAUAAUUAUACCCAAUGUGGUGGUCUCGUUGCGGAUCUUUACUACUGUACGGAGAGUGGAUCCAUUUGGUGUAAAAUGUGCUAG
Molecule: messenger RNA, 1179 nt
Organism: Cylindrotheca closterium
Lineage: Eukaryota; Bacillariophyta; Bacillariophyceae; Bacillariales; Bacillariaceae
Source: the annotation of a GenBank genome assembly